AUGGCCAACAAACCCCAUGGCGGUGUCCUCAAGGACUUGGUCGCUCGCGAUGCCCCGCGCCAUGAUCAGUUGGAGGCAGAGGCUGGCACCCUGCCUGCCAUCGUCCUGACCGAGCGCCAAUUGUGCGAUCUGGAGCUGAUUAUGAACGGAGGCUUCAGUCCUUUGGAGGGCUUCAUGAACCAGAAGGAUUACGACGGCGUCGUCGCCGACUCUCGUCUCGCCGAUGGCAAUCUUUUCACCAUGCCCAUUACUCUCGAUGUCUCCAGCGAAAGUGUCCAGCAGCUGGGGUUGAAGCCUGGUGCUCGUGUGACUCUGCGUGAUUUCCGCGACGACCGCAAUCUUGCUAUUCUGACAAUUGACGAUGUCUAUCGCCCGGAUAAGACCAAAGAAGCACAGCUCGUCUUCGGCGGUGAUGAGGAACACCCCGCCAUUAAAUACCUAAACACCCAAGUCCAGGAGUUCUACAUUGGAGGAAAGGUCGAGGCUGUCAACAAGCUCAACCACUACGAUUAUGUUGCUCUGCGAUUCACCCCCGCCGAAUUGCGCACUCACUUCGACAAGCUCGGCUGGACCCGCGUUGUUGCUUUCCAGACGAGAAACCCCAUGCACAGAGCUCAUCGUGAGCUGACUGUGCGCGCUGCUCGCGCCCGCCAAGCGAACGUGCUCAUCCACCCCGUCGUCGGUCUCACGAAGCCUGGUGAUAUCGACCACUUCACCCGAGUCCGCGUCUACCAGGCCUUGCUCCCCCGCUACCCUAACGGCAUGGCCGUCCUCGGUCUGCUGCCUCUGGCUAUGCGCAUGGGCGGUCCUCGCGAGGCCAUCUGGCACGCAAUCAUCCGCAAGAAUCACGGAGCCACCCACUUCAUCGUCGGCCGCGACCACGCCGGCCCCGGCAAGAACUCCAAGGGCGUUGAAUUCUACGGCCCCUACGACGCCCAGCACGCCGUCGAGAAGUACAGAGACGAACUCGGCAUCGAGGUCGUCGAAUUCCAACAGGUCACCUACCUCCCCGACACCGACGAGUACAAACCCGUCGACGAAGUCCCUGCUGGCACGAAGACCCUCGACAUCUCCGGUACCGAGCUUCGAAAGCGCCUCCGCAGCGGCGCCCAUAUCCCAGAGUGGUUUUCCUACCCUGAAGUCAUCCGCGUCUUGCGCGAAUCCAACCCGCCCCGCGCCUCCCAAGGCUUCACGGUCUUCCUGACUGGUUACCAAAACUCCGGCAAGGAUGCCAUUGCCCGCGCGCUUCAGGUCACGCUGAACCAGCAAGGUGGCCGCUCUGUCUCCCUGCUCCUCGGCGAUACUGUCCGUCACGAACUAUCCUCCGAACUGGGUUUCAGCCGUGAAGACCGCCACAGGAACAUCCAGCGCAUCGCCUUCGUCGCAGCCGAACUGACCAAGGCUGGCGCCGCCGUCAUCGCCGCCCCGAUCGCACCCUACGAGGAAUCACGCCAGGUCGCCCGCGAAACCAUCUCGCAAGUCGGCAGCUUCUUCCUCGUGCACGUGGCCACGCCGCUCGAAUAUUGCGAAGCCACCGACAAGAGGGGCGUCUACGCCAGCGCUCGUCGCGGCGAAAUCAAGGGCUUCACAGGUGUUGACGACCCGUACGAGGCGCCACGCAACGCCGACCUUGUUGUCGACGUACAGAAGCAGAGCGUGCGCAGCAUCGUUCACGAGAUCGUCCUGAUCCUCGAGAGCCAGGGCUUCCUCGACCGUUCAUAA
Messenger RNA from Talaromyces proteolyticus, 1722 nucleotides. Its product is annotated as ATP sulfurylase. Lineage: Eukaryota; Fungi; Ascomycota; Eurotiomycetes; Eurotiales; Trichocomaceae. Gene Ontology annotation, cellular component: cytoplasm. Gene Ontology annotation, biological process: sulfur amino acid metabolic process. The record is from RefSeq and is a predicted model, not a curated record. The transcript has 5 exons. The coding region runs from base 1 to 1722 and encodes 573 amino acids. Gene Ontology annotation, molecular function: sulfate adenylyltransferase (ATP) activity; adenylylsulfate kinase activity; ATP binding.